UAAGCCAUAAAACUGCCGCCACUGUCUCUGACGCGUUUUCCGAAUGCAACACCCGCGUCGUCGUAGUUAUACCACACGCGCUAGCAUUGCAUAUCGCAUCACACAUCGUAUCACAUCGUCGUCGAUAUAUCGCAUAUCRCGCGUGCGAGUAUCAUUUAUCGAGUACCUAAUAUAGUCGUCGGUCCGUUGUAUCAACACGUAUCAUUUGUGACUGUGUGUGUUAGAAUACAAAGAAAAAAUAUAAAAUUAUAUUGUGUUCGUUCGAAAAUUUCGUAAAUCUAACAAGUUAUCUUCAUUACUAUUUUACAUAUUCCUGUCGAUUGGAUUGAAAGAUUUCUGUGCGAUCACCGUCACGUCUAUGACGACUUCGGCCAACCGUCGGCUGUGUCCUCCCAGAGGGACGUCUGCCGUCGGUAGUUCAUUUAACUAUUGGUCGUAUGCCAACACCACGCGAUCGAAAACUGAGAGCGUAUAGCAAUUUUUUGUAUUYCGUCGUCGUCGUGGUUUUAAAUAAAAUUGCCACUAGUAUUUUACGAACGUGGAAAUCAAAAAUCGAUCACAAUUUUGUCGUCGUUACCUUUUAGGCCAGGAUUGAGGCCGAACAUGCUCAACAACAUCAGUAUAAUUGGCCCGAAUAAUGUCGGCGGCCAUAAGGACUUCGAUGGUCUCAAACACCGAUCGCUACAUCAGUUGCAGACCGGUGGCGGUGGGGGUGGUGUACAUGACGUCGGGGGUAGUCACGGACUCGGCGGCACGGGUAACAGUCACCUACAGCAGGGCAACGGCCCGUCACCGCCAAAUCAGCUGUCCACCGGUGCCGGAGGUGGCGGCGGCGGACCGUUCCGAUUGUCGUGCAGUGGUUUCGACUUGUCAACUGUGGCCGGCCAUGGGCUGGCCGCUGCCGCCGCUGUGGCCGCCGCCGGUGGUGGUGGCGUUGGACUCAACGGCGACGAUGCCGGAAAGCCGAACAAGCAGAAAAGACAUCGGACCCGGUUCACACCAGCGCAACUCAACGAGCUGGAGCGGUGCUUCAGCAAGACCCACUAUCCAGACAUUUUUAUGCGAGAGGAGAUCGCCAUGCGGAUUGGUCUCACAGAGUCCCGAGUGCAG
Molecule: messenger RNA, 1110 nt
Organism: Diuraphis noxia (Russian wheat aphid)
Lineage: Eukaryota; Metazoa; Arthropoda; Insecta; Hemiptera; Aphididae
Gene: otp
Product: orthopedia homeobox
Biological process (GO): regulation of DNA-templated transcription; neuron differentiation
Molecular function (GO): DNA binding; DNA-binding transcription factor activity, RNA polymerase II-specific
Source: RefSeq, a predicted model, not a curated record